AAAAAAAAAACUUAUAUCUAUUCAAGAUUAUAAAAAAUAUUUUUUUCAAAUAAAACUAUUUGAACAAAAUUUAUUUGGUGUUUAUUUUUCAUAUGUAGUAUAUAAACUGUUCCAUAUUCGCGUCCAGUGGAUUUGAUAUUGAAGAAGUACAAACUUCUAACUUUUGGGUAUGAAAUCUGGAUAUCCGACCAUGAACCAAUAUUAUCACUUACAUAGUUACACUUCGAUACUAUGUAUUUGAAUUUGAAUUUCAAUUCAAUGAACAUCGUGACUAUCAAUGGAAGCUGGGGCAUUCAAAUUUUAAGUUAGGUUUGAUACGAAAUAUGAGAGUGUUGGAUAGUAACUUCCGAAGAGUGAGCAUUGAUCAAUCAAAUUCAUGGCCGUGACGAAAAAUUCCUGUUCUCUAAACUGUAACCAAAAAACUGAGGAAAAUCCACCAAUUCCGAUCGACUGCGUUUCAUUUUCAAGAAGAAAUCCCAUUUCGGCUGCAGGUUAUUUUCCACGUUCAGUCCUAGAACUGAGAGAUAAAAUAUGCCAUCAUAAUAUACAUAAAAGUUGUGCUUGCAUCAGGUAUUUCAAGGAUGAAAUGCACCACAGGUGGACCUAAUUGUCAUGGCAAUGGGAAGAACUGUAGUAAUCUUAGUCUAAAAUCGGUGCAUUUUUUAUGGAUCAUUCAUGGAUAAGCUAGUUCUUUGACAAAUCCCGACUGUCAUUCAACUUUAAAGAGACUUACAUCAAAAAUGGCAUUUUGCAGGUGUGCAAUUAAAUGCAUGU
This is a messenger RNA of Marchantia polymorpha subsp. ruderalis, 774 nucleotides long. Lineage: Eukaryota; Viridiplantae; Streptophyta; Marchantiopsida; Marchantiales; Marchantiaceae. The record is from the annotation of a GenBank genome assembly.